Rotaria socialis is the source of this 2097-nucleotide messenger RNA. Lineage: Eukaryota; Metazoa; Rotifera; Eurotatoria; Philodinida; Philodinidae. The record is from the annotation of a GenBank genome assembly.
AUGUCACUUUUUAUUUUACUUUUUCAUUUGUUAUUUAUUUGCAAUCAUAUUACAAAUGCACAUUGUCCAGAUGAUCAAGAUCUUCAAGACCAUCACUGUGUAUGUAGUCCAGCAAACCAUUUUGUUUUAUGUUCAUCAUUACCUAAUCAAUGUCGAACAUGUUCUCGUUAUAAAGGCAUAUUGUUCGAUGAGAAAGUUAAUAUAUUACCAGUUGAUGCUUUUCGUUUUUAUGACUUUUUCGGUAGUGAUGAUAAGAACCUUUUAUUUAAAAUCCAAUUUGCUCACAUAAAUACUCUUUCAUCGAACUCAUUUUCAAAAAUCAAUAUUACUCGAUAUAGAACAUUAGAAAUUAAAAUAGUAAAAUAUUCAUAUUCUGCAUUACCUACAAGACUCUUUGAAGAUGUAGAAAUUCAAUCAAAAUCAAAAUUAAAUAUUGAAGUGUUCAAUGUAACAUCCCCUAUUUUAAUGAUAAAACAAAACGCAUUCGAUGGGAUAAAAUUUCAGCGUGAAAGCCGAUUUCAAUUGUCAAUAUAUCAUGCAAAAGAUACGAUACUAUUUGAAUCUAAUGCAGGAUCACUUCUGUUACCGUCUUAUUCUUCUAUGGAAUUAUAUUUUUUUAAUUUUCUUCAAGUUUUUUUAAAUCCACAUAGUUUUGCUCAUGUAAGACAAGAACAUUCAAGCGAACUGAUCAUCAAAUUCGAUCGUUUUCAAUAUGCAUCACUUGCACAAAAUUCAUUUGUUAAUUUUCAUCAACUUCGUGAAUCUCGUUUUCAUUUAUCAUUGCUGAACUUUCAUGGUUUAACAAUCGAACAGAAUCUAUUCGAACGAGUAACACAAUUAAAAUCAUAUAUAAUAAUAUCAAUUUAUAAUUUGACCAAUGAUUUAUGUUUACCAAAUAAAACAUUUGACCAAAUAAAACAAGAUUUCAAUUCAACAUUUCAGUUUGAAAUUAAUUAUGGACAAAAUCUUCUUUUUGCAUCAAAUUCCAUAACGAAUGUAAAUCAAAAUUUACAAUCGAAAUUUACUAUUGCGAUAGCAAAUUCACUUGAUAUUUAUUUUUCUCGCUGUGCAUUUAAUAAUAUUCAUCAGGAAGACCAUUCAUUAAUUGAUAUUUCGGUUAAAUAUGGACAAAAUUUAAUAUUUGACGACUAUGCAAUUAACAAUAUGAAUAUUAAUCAUUCAAGUAUGUUAAAAAUUGGUUAUCAACAUUCAAUAGGCACUCUACAAAUGACUAUGAAUUCAUUUUCUAAUAUCAAUGAAGGUCAAGGUGGUGAAUUAGUUUUUCAAAUAAUGAAUUCAUCCGAUUUCUAUUUUCGUUUUAAUCAAUCAACUUCAUUACAACGUUUAGUAAUACUUGAUCCGCCAUUGUCUUCCAAUGAUUUUUGUCGUAUAGCAAAUAUACCAGCACAUAUAUCAGUUAAACUCUUACAUACUUAUCAAUGUUCAUGUACUGUUUAUUAUUUGUAUCGAAAUCUUUAUCGUAAAAUUCAUCCGACUGAUCUUAGAAAUUUAGUGCCAAUAUGCUAUAUCAAUAUGUCUCUUGAUGAUAUUGAAAAUGAAUGUUCAUUUAGUAAACAAAUUUAUGACUGCCAACAAAGUGCAACCGAAAUACAAAUUAAUAUUCCACGAGGAAUAUGUGAAAAUAAUUCGAGAUCAAACAAAAAUCAAUUUAAAAAACGUUGGACAUUUUUAUCUGUAGUUUCAAUUCUAAUUAUAUUCAGUUCUAUGAUAUUGACUGCAACAUGUAUUUACAUACUAUUCUCAAAGAAUAGAAGAGAACCAUUGUUAAAUUUUAUUUCUAUGUGUUAUUAUCGUUAUCGCCGUCAAAAACUACCAAUAUUUUCAGCAGAUCCAUACGAAGAAUUACCAACAAAUGAUCAAGAAGAAUCAAAUGAUAGUAGAAGAAGUAUUAUUGUGACAUAUAACACAACAACAGAACAAACCGAACUUUGUUUGGAUUCAGAUAAAAUAGAGUUUAUUGUAUCCGAAACGGACCAUCACCGGCAAACUACACUAGAUGCGAAAAUCAAAUUAAACACAAAUCCAAUGAAUGAAACUGAAGAUUAUAAUACUUUAAAAAUGAUUUCAUUCAGUUAA